GUUUCUUAUAUGUAGAUAACAUUAUAAAUAAAUAGUGAAUUCAGGAAACGAUUGGUUUUAUGCAUUAACGCAUGUUUAAGAUAAGAUGCAACGUAACAUAUUUCGUACGCUGAAUAUCCAAUUUGUACAAAAACGUUUCUUCAAAAAAGACCAAGUAAGAGUUAGAUUCGCACCCAGUCCAACUGGAUUAUUGCACUUAGGAGGUCUGAGAACUGCUUUAUAUAAUUACUUAUUUGCACGGGCUAAUAAUGGCACAUUUAUCUUACGAAUCGAAGAUACAGACCAAAGUAGAUGUAUACCUGAUGCAAUGGAAAAGCUUCAGAAGGAUUUACUAUGGUCUGGAAUUAUACCUGAUGAGGAUCCAAUAAGAGGUGGGCCUGCUGGGCCCUACAUGCAAUCAAAACGGCUUGAUUUAUACAAAGAGCACGUACACAAACUUUUAAGUAAUGAAUCUGCAUAUUACUGUUUCUGCACAGAAAGCAGACUGCAGUUAUUGCGAAGGGAAGCUAUGAAGUGUAGACAGAUACCUAAGUAUGAUAACAGAUGUCGACAUUUCAGUAAUGAUGAAGUGAAAGAGAAGCUCAAUAAUGGACAACCAUACUGUAUCAGAUUUAAAUUAUCUUCUGUGCCUGAAGGCUUCGAUGAUAUGAUAUAUGGUAAAAUAGUCCAUGAUAUUGCACAAACCGAAGGAGAUCCAAUUAUUAUUAAAUCAGACGGUUAUCCAACUUAUCAUUUUGCAAAUGUUGUCGACGAUCAUUUUAUGGAGAUAACCCAUGUCUUGCGAGGAAUCGAAUGGCAGAUAUCUACGCCUAAACACCUAAUGAUGUACAAAGCAUUUAAUUGGAUACCUCCAAAGUAUGGACAUUUACCUUUAAUAUUAAAUUCUGAUGGAACAAAAUUAUCAAAGAGACAGAACGAUAUACACAUUGAGUUUCUUAGAAAAGAAGGGGUUUUUCCAUUGGCAGUCAUAAAUUAUGUUAUACAUGCUGGUGGUGGCUUCGACAAUAAAGGAGGUCGUGUAUAUAUUCACAGCUAUGAAGAAUUGAUUAAACAAUUCAAUAUCUCGGAUAUAAAAACAAGCUCUAACAAACUUAUGCCUGAAAAGUUGUUACACUUUAAUAAAUUAGAAAUUUCAAAAUUACUGACAAACGAGAGGAAUAACAGAUUCUUUGUUCAAAGAAUUGAAAAACUAGUCACAGAUGCAUUCCCAGACAGGAAAACUGAUGGAAGCUUACAAUUAGACGAGCAUCAUAUACUUUCAAUAUUGAAGUGGGGAUGUGCUAGAAUAUCUAAAUUAAGUGACCUUGUGUCUCCACAGUUAGCUUUUUUAUGGACAAUACCAUUAACUACACCCAAUGUCACAGAAUUAGGAUGCCUAGAUGUGUUGAAAAUAUUAAGCAUGAAAUUAAUCGAAAUCGACAUACAGAAUUUUAACAAGGCAUGGAUUAAUAGUUACCUUUAUGAGUUAGCUGAGGAACAUGAAAUUCCAAUUCCAACACUGAUGAAUGUUUUACGUGAUAUUCUUAGCGGUUUAAAGGAGGGUCCACCCGUAGCCGAGAUGAUCGAAAUUCUUGGAAAAGACAGUACACUGCUAAGGAUAAACCGUUGUAUUUCUUACAGAGAACCCUGUGAUCCAAUACAUUUGUAA
Dufourea novaeangliae is the source of this 1648-nucleotide messenger RNA. RefSeq names its product probable glutamate--tRNA ligase, mitochondrial (gene GluRS-m). Lineage: Eukaryota; Metazoa; Arthropoda; Insecta; Hymenoptera; Halictidae. The record is from RefSeq and is a predicted model, not a curated record. Gene Ontology annotation, molecular function: zinc ion binding; glutamate-tRNA ligase activity; tRNA binding. Bases 86 to 1648 code for a protein of 520 amino acids. Gene Ontology annotation, biological process: glutamyl-tRNA aminoacylation. The transcript has 10 exons.